Anoplopoma fimbria (sablefish) is the source of this 1149-nucleotide messenger RNA. It is a transcript of the gene tifa, whose product is annotated as TRAF interacting protein with forkhead associated domain. Gene Ontology annotation, biological process: canonical NF-kappaB signal transduction. The transcript has 2 exons. Lineage: Eukaryota; Metazoa; Chordata; Actinopteri; Perciformes; Anoplopomatidae. Gene Ontology annotation, molecular function: protein binding. The record is from RefSeq and is a predicted model, not a curated record. Bases 297 to 860 code for a protein of 187 amino acids.
CUUGAAAGCAGCAUUGGGCUGAGUCUUGUGAGAGUGACGAAACUGAGAAGAGAAGACAGCAGCUUGAAAACAAAGAGCAGUAAGGGAAAGUCUCUCUCAGCUCCAGCACCGUUAGUUAGUCUCCUCUGAGUUACACGCUGUAUAUCUUAUACUGCAUAUCUUAUCUAGCUUCUCUGUGGACGGAGGCAGAGCAUCUUCAAAAUUAAAGUACAACCUCAACAUUCAGGCUUUCGUCACUGAAGGUCAAUAGGUCAAUCCGUCCUCCACUGAUUUCAUCAGGAGCUUUUUCUUUCACGAUGAACGUGUCCCAGACGAUGGAGACAGAGGAGGAGUUCCUAACUUGCCUCUACAUCAAGCUUUACCACCCUCUCCAGAGUUGUAAGGGCCUUUACGGGCUGCUUCCUCUGGGGACCAAGAUCAAACACUCAGGGGAUGACCCUCUCAGGCUGGGACGUGACGCCCAGGCCUGCACCUUCGCCCUGGUCGACGUCCGGGUGUCCCGCAAACAGCUGGCCCUCCACGCCUACCGCACACCGCAGAGCCCAGACAUGCUGUUCACCAUCCAGAACUUGAGCCAGAAGGGGCGGCUGGCAGUGAACAGCUCCGCGCUGGGCUACCUGGAGAGGAUGGACCUCCCAGACAAGGCCCUGAUCCGGUUCGGGGAGUAUGAGAUGCUGAUCAUCCGUGAAUCCGGCGAGGCCAAGGGGAGCUUCGAGGUGGAGUUUGAGGUGCUGACAGUGCCUCCGUCCAGAGAGACAUGCACCAGUGUGCCCAGUAUGACACCCGUCAUGGAGACUGGCUCACGUGUGAUUAACAGUUUCCCAGGAGAACUCAAGAGUUGGCCAACUUGGCCCUCUUGAGACUGAUGAGACCGUCAUGUGUCAUUCAUGAUGUUGCGACUUUUUACUUUGCCAUUGGCUUGAACUGAAGGGGAUACAAAGUACUGUGUGGUUGUUCCUUUAGAGUUACAGCAGGCUUGGAUAAAUCCCUCUUUGUAAAGUGAAAUCAUAGUAUUAUUUAGCAUUAAAUAUAUUGUAUAUAUAUUUCUCCAUGUCUAUUGAUCAUAAAGCUGUGAUCUUUAUAUAUAUCAGCUAGUUUUGAAAGUGUAAAUGCUGUGACUUCUUAAAGCUGUUCAUUUCUACAUUAUCU